Molecule: messenger RNA, 1600 nt
Organism: Triticum dicoccoides
Lineage: Eukaryota; Viridiplantae; Streptophyta; Magnoliopsida; Poales; Poaceae
Exons: 5
Coding region: 102-1226 (374 amino acids)
Source: RefSeq, a predicted model, not a curated record
UCGACACCCAGGGGCCUAGCUCCGCAUUCGGCACCCCGAACCCUAGCUCCACAUUUGGCACCCCGAGCCCCGCGCCUCGAGCCCCGCCGCCGCCGGCGCUCAUGGGUCUCUUUGCUAUCGCCCGCCGGUCAGCGAUCUCCUACGCCGCGCCCCUCCGCGCCUCCGCCUCGGCCGUCGUGUCCGAAGAGCGUCCGUUCUUAUUGACGAUGAACCACCCAUCUCCCCCACUCCGCGCCACGAGAGGCCUUCUCCGCGACGAGACCUCCUGCCACGACACGCUGUGCCAGUUGGCGGCUGGAAUCAUGCAAAGCUCCCCAGGCGACGCGGCCUUCAUCUCAAGUGAUAGGGCCUCCUACCACGACAAGCCACUUGAGAUGGGAGGUGGAAGAUCCCCAAAUGUGCAAAGCUAUCCGGUGACUUCGGGUCGAUGGAGGGCCACUGAGCUAUCUGCACAUGUGGCAUGGCCAAGGAGCUGCUCGUUUGGAAGGAGGCGGCAGUUUUCGUCAACUUCAAAUGGGGCUAAGCUGCCUCUGAUUUCACAAUUGAUGUACACAAAUUAUCUUGAUAUUGCAUUGGAUAAGUGGCUGGAUCCCAUCACAUAUGCGAAGAAUUUUCCACUUCUGCAUGAAGUAAAGGCAGAAAAGUUGAUUAGAGAAGAAGAUUUGAAUGCUGCAACCACUUCAAGGUACGAGUUAACAGAAGAGGGAGACAGUACCAUUGACUCAAUUCUGUCAUUAAUUGCUGUGAACCUUAUGAGGGGGCGGAAUGUUACCAAGUUGAUUAAUGUGUACAACCUGGCAAUAUCAACUAGUCGUGCUGGGUUCGCAUUCAGGACAACGGCAAUGGAAGAUGAGCUGACAGGAUUUGAUAAUCAUCAUUUGGCUUACAAGGCAGCGUUAGGUUUGAUACGGCAAAUGCUGGAGGCAUCUGUUGGUGGUGCAGUUCUGGACGAGGAGCUUCCUGGAGGCCUUCUGAAUCUUCUUGACAAACUUAGUGAUGCUAUACUCGUAGACAAGCGAUUGCUCACUUGUCAUGCCAGUAUCCUUAAACCUCUGGCGUUGCAACAGCUGCUGCAAAGGAUUGACCUUACCCUUGGUGAUGAAUGUAGUGAAUUUGGUACACAAGAUGACUUCCACCGCAGGGAUUGUUUGCUUGCGGCAUUGCCAUACUUGGAUGCUGAUAAUUCAUACUGCCUGCAUGACCACCAUCCAUGUUUUUCACAGUGACUUGACUUCCGCUUUAAACAGAAAAAAAAGAGGUGUAAUGACCCAGCAAAGAUUGGGCCUCCAUGGCCGUUAUUUAUUGCUGGACGGUCAUUGGUGAGGUUACACAGGUAUGGCUUGUCUCACCCGUAUGGUGUUGCUCAGAUUGCACCAGAGACACCUUAUGAUACCUCUGAUGUUCUGAAGCUGUUCAAGUUCCGUUUCUCGAAGUACCCUGCAGAAGCUCAAGAUGGAUUCUCAAAAGCCGGGUGGGUAGAGAAAUUGGAUAUGCCAGGUUUGUGCCCAGAAAAGGAAGAGUUUGCUGGGUGGACAGAUGUCAAGAUGGACGAAGAUGGCAAAACAAUCCUACUAAUGUAGUUUAGUUCAUUGGGAUGUAG